This is a messenger RNA of Magnusiomyces paraingens, 999 nucleotides long. RefSeq lists its product as uncharacterized. Gene Ontology annotation, cellular component: nucleolus. The record is from RefSeq and is a predicted model, not a curated record. NCBI's taxonomy places the organism in Eukaryota, Fungi, Ascomycota, Dipodascomycetes, Dipodascales, Dipodascaceae. Bases 1 to 999 code for a protein of 332 amino acids. The transcript has a single exon. Gene Ontology annotation, biological process: ribosomal large subunit assembly; maturation of LSU-rRNA from tricistronic rRNA transcript (SSU-rRNA, 5.8S rRNA, LSU-rRNA). Gene Ontology annotation, molecular function: rRNA binding.
AUGUUGAGAACAAAACCCAAAAACGCCCGAUCCAAGAGGGCUAUGGAGAAGAGAGAGCCCAAGCUUAUUGAAAAUACUAAGCAAGCUCUUUUUGUCCCCGGUGCUAACUGCAAUCAAAUCUUGCAAGAUGCUAUGGUUGACCUGAACGCGCUAAAGAAGCCUGAUUCCAAGAAGUUCCAGCGAAGGAACGAAAUUAGACCAUUUGAAGAUCCUUCAUCUAUUGAGUUUUUUUCUGAGAAGAAUGACUGUUCUCUUGUUGUUCUUGGUACGCACAAUAAGAAGCAUCCUAACAACCUUACAUUCAUUCGUACUUUUAACUACAAGAUUUACGACAUGAUUGAACUGCGACUAGACAACUACAAGUUUUUGAAGGAUUUCCGGAAAGCAACUUUCCAAAUUGGAAUGAAGCCUAUGUUUACAUUUAACGGUACUGCUUUUAACACACACCCUAUUUACCAGCACAUCAAGUCUCUGUUUCUUGAUUUCUUCCGUGGUCAGGUUCUUGAAUCAUUAGAUGUCGCUGGUCUCCAGCAUGUUAUUUCUAUUUCUGCCGACGAGGUUGACGAAGAAAAGCCUCUUCCCAAGGUGAACUUCCGUGUUUACCUCCUCAAGACAUAUCGCAGUAGCGACAAUCCAAAACUCCCUCGCGUUGAGUUGGACGAGAUUGGCCCUCGCUUUGAUUUUGUUAUUGGAAGACGCCAGGAAGCCGAUCCUGAUAUGAUUAAGGAGGCUUACAAGAUUGCUAAGCAGCUCGAGCCUAAGACUAAGAAGAACAUUGAAACAGAUGUUCUUGGUGAUAAGGUUGGCAGAGUCCAUGUCGAUAAGCAGGAUAUUGGCCAACUUCAAACUAGAAAAAUGAAGGGUCUUAAAAAGAAGUUUUCUCAGUUAGAAGAAGAAGAUGAUGAUGAUGAAGAUGAAUAUGAGGAUGCUGGUGAUUUUGACGAAAUGGAUAUUGACGAACUUCCUGACACAUCUGUCAAGAAGGCCAAAACUAAGUAA